UUGAGUGAAUGAGUCAAUGAGUCAGUGACUCCUGCAUCGCGACAGCGUCGCUCGUCGCCCGUCGCUCACGCUGGACGACAUGCGAGCCUGAUCCCGCGCCGCUCGAAUCAUAGAGCUACCUUCAUGCAUCUUUGCAUACCGUCGACUCGUCACAAAUGUCAGCCGUCACCGCACGAACAGCGGCGGUUUUAUCACAUCUUAGAGAAUGACUGAAGGUCCUCUACAACAUGAAAAUUCGAUGUGCGUACGCGUCUGGCUGGAAGUGGGCCACGCGUGCGAGCCGCGUCGGUCAGCGCUGGGACGUGCGCUCGCGCUUGAUUGGCGCGUAUGGGUACGCGGCAUCAGCGGACAAGAUAUCAGUCCCUUCGUGCACAAGGUCGUCUUCCACCUGCACCCGCCCAGUGCUUUUGUCUACCCCAAAAGAGUAAUUCAAGAACCACCGUAUGAAAUUCAAGAGUCCGGGUGCGCGUCGAUCGAGAUACCGAUACACGUGUACCUUAAACACAGUUCCAAGCCGAAAAGGAUCCGGCUGCGGUACAGCCUGCAAGUCGAAAACAGCGCUAAAAGCAGCUCUGAGUCGCGCUUUGUAUACUAUGACGUCGAGAACCCCUCGGAGGCGUUGUGGGCAGCACUGAUGCAGGGCGGCGGCGAAGUCAUCGCGCGGACCGGUGUCGCCGCUCCACAAGAGAAACUGGUCGUGCUGCUCUCUGACGCCGAAGAGAAGCACUGCGAUACCAUGAAGCCUCCAAAAUACAGGUUUGUCCAGCCGAUCGAGUCGGCUCGCAAACCAUCCUCUAAAAAGAGCAGCAAACCUGCAGCCGUUGAGGACACGUGCGCCAAAUGCGGGGAGUCAACACACGUUGACUUCAGGAAGCACCUACGAGCUGUAAAGAUGACUGAGGACGAGAUCGGGCGUGUAUCCCAUCUGUACCUAUCGCUUAGUAGUUACGAAAAAUCACCGGAAGCAUUGGUGCUGCCGCCGCUUGCCGAUCCUAUCUACCGAGUGCCGGAGCUGCCACUUUCGCUGAAGGCAGCUCUCUCCAGCGUCGAAGCUGACUACGCCAUGCAGUGACUUCUGUUUUUCUGUGAUGUGGGCGCUCUUCGGGUGCACCGUUCCUGGGGUGUACAUCUACGUUAUCAGUGCUAGUGAUUUCAUGGUGCCAUGCGAGACUUAUUGCAUUUAAUGCAAUCGCGUACACAGCAUAUUUUAUUACCUAGAUUUUUUACUUCACGGAGAAUCGAGAGCUAGAUAUUCUUAAGGUUGUUUGUAAUUUAUUCUUUUUACGUUUAUGCUAUCAAUAUCUGUAAGAUGUUUGUAGUCAUUGUGUUGUUUUUAAGUACACGUGCUGUGAGUGAGAUCUCAUAGGUAAUUUACAUUAGUAAAAGUAGUACUUCAAAAUCAUAUUUGCUCAUAAUACCUUAGUUACCCAAAGGAAGUACAUACUUAUACAACGUUUAUUUUUCUGUCCAAAGUAUACUUACAUGUUUAAAUUGUUUUUAUGAGGUUGUGAUAACGAAUGUUACUGAUUCUCGUUGAGACAUAAUGCAUAGUUGAAUUUUAAAUUAAGUAGAUAGCUAAGCAGAGAAAAAUAUUUUUGAUUCAUAUUUAAUAGUGCUGAGAGGUUAUUGAUGUUAUUAAACUAAUGUUAAAAAGUGUAUUUGCCUUGGUGUAGAACACGAAAUAGCUUUGAGGACUUGUUACCUAGUCAUAGGCAUGUUGUUAUUCCAAAUAUGGUACCUAUUUGUAUUUAUAUAUAAUAUAUUUGUACCAACGCUGAUAUUUUUUCCCGUAACAGAAAAAUCUCAAAUGUCUGUCAGCGCAGUACAUUAGUAAUUUGAUAAGAAUCGAUUCGACAAAGUCAACCAUGAUGUCCUUUGCCUUCCUGUCCGUCUGUUUUCGUUGGGCCUAACAUUUUCCAAUAAACGGCGAGUCCGCUCGACUCUGUUUUACUUCAGAGUCGCGGCCGCGUCAAUGGGUAUGGUAUACCGAUUGACACGCUAUAAUGACAUUUGUAUAAAUAGGAGUCGCUCGCGACUAGCUGCUUAGAAAGAACGCGUGAACGGAGAAUAUUUUUAUCUAGUAAUUUCGGUGAAAUUAAAAAACUCCAACAGUGUUUUAGUUUUUGUGAUGGCUAUGACGACGGCACAGAGCGGGCUAGGGCCGGGCGAUGUAAUUACAGAUAUUUAAGUCUGGUUUUCUCUUUCUAAUUUAUGCGAGUUAUAUAACCAAACAGGGUAUUAGAAACAUAAAAGUUUAAAAAUUAAUAUUAUGGACUGUUUAAAAAAACGAGUACAUGAAAAUGUCGUUUA
Molecule: messenger RNA, 2310 nt
Organism: Hyposmocoma kahamanoa
Lineage: Eukaryota; Metazoa; Arthropoda; Insecta; Lepidoptera; Cosmopterigidae
Product: protein ENL-like
Exons: 4
Coding region: 206-1072 (288 amino acids)
Biological process (GO): regulation of DNA-templated transcription
Cellular component (GO): super elongation complex
Source: RefSeq, a predicted model, not a curated record